GCAAGGCCUGUGAGCGAAGCAUGGCUGUCCCGAAGGCGGGCGGCGCCGGCGCCCACCGGGCCGGGGCUCUGAAGCAGCAGAACAAACCGCACAAAGCUGGCAGGCACCGCCGGAACAGCGCCCGAAGGCAUGCCGUUGGGGUGUCUGUCAAAACUCUCAGCUCUCAAAAGCGCCGCAACUUGGCCAAGUUGGAUCGCAAGCAUCGGGCACUGCAGCUCCGUCAGCGGUCCAAGGAGGCGGUGCUGGCAGAGAAGCGAAACUUAGGCCACAAGGAUGCGCCACCACACCUGGUGGCUGUGGUCCCACUACACGCUAAUGUUGACAGCCAAAGUGUCUUGCGGCAGUUUCAGAGCAGCGAGGCUUCUGUUGUGCACCAGGCCGAGAGGGGUCUUCCGGGUUUUGUCUUGCUGUGCCCGCGAUCUAAGUUGCGAUGGCAAUUUGUGGUAGCUGACAGAGGGAACCUUUUUGCUGUUCUGGACCUCGCUAAAGUCGCUGACACCCUUCUUUUUGUGCUGGAUCCACUUGAAGGCUGGGAUGCUGUUGGCAACUACUGCCUUUCCUGCAUCUUUGCACAGGGGCUCCCCAGCUAUGGCCUUGCUGUUCAAGGUCUUGCUGACCAACCGCUGAAGAAGCAAAUUGACUUGCAGAAAAAACUGAGGAAGAUUACUGAGAAGAGGUUCCCCGAGGCCAAGCUCUUCCCCCUCAACACAGAGCAGGAGUCUGUGCUCCUGCUGCAUCACCUCGCCACCCAGAAACAGCGGCACCUGGCAUUCCGGGACCGGCGAGCGCACCUGCUGGCUGAAGCUGUGGAAUUUGUUCCUGGGCCAGGCAGUGCUUUGGUGGGGACUCUGAAAGUGUCUGGCUACGUGAGAGGGCGGAGCCUGAACGUAAACCGUUUGGUGCAUAUCGUGGGCCACGGGGACUUUCAGAUGAGCCAGGUGGAUGCCACCCCAGAGCCAUUUGGACAGAACCUGAGAGCUGCUAAAGGGCAACCUAGAAGAGGCAAAGGUGUGCAGGACAACACUUUCAGCAAAGUGGCUGAGAUGGAGGAAGAUGUGCAGGUCUUAAUGAGGGCUGAUCCUAGCAAGCAGGAGUCGCUGCAGUCAGAGAUUGUCCCUGAUCCCAUGGAUGGAGAGCAGACUUGGCCCACCGAAGAAGAGCUGAGUGAGGCAGCAGAAUCCCUCAAGCAGACCAAGAAGAUCUCCAGGAGGGUCCCCAAAGGCACUUCUGCCUACCAGGCUACCUGGAUUGUAGAUGAGAGAGAAGGUGAGAGCGGCAGUGAUGACGAAGAGCUUGAUGAGGCAAAUGGGAUGGAGGAAGAGACAUCUAUGGAAGAGGCCAUCUCCCAGGAUGGGAGCAGCAGUGACGAGGAGGAGGAGACAGCUACAGAGGAUGAAGAGUGUGAGUCCAUGGUGCUGCCAGAGGAUGUUGAGAAGAUGGAGGAAGAGGAGGCGGUGCUGGAGAAGUACCAGCGGGAGAGACAGGAAGAGAUGUUUCCAGAUGAAGUGGAUACUCCCCAGGAUGUGGCAGCCAGGAUCCGCUUCCAGAAAUACCGGGGACUGAAAAGCUUCCGGACAUCCCCAUGGGACCCUAAUGAGAAUCUCCCCAGGGACUACGCCCGGAUCUUCCAGUUCCAGGAUUUCUUCCAGACCAGGAAGCACGUCUUCCGACAGCUGAAGGAGGCGGAAGAGGAUGGAGCGGCGGUUGGCACCUACGUGACGCUUCACAUUUGCAAUGUUCCAGUCUCCGUAACAGAGGGUUUCCAACAGCAGCUGCCUCUGGUGCUCUACGUCCUGCUACCUUAUGAGCAAAAGAUGUCUGUGCUGAAUCUCCUGGUCAGACGCUUCGCAAGCUACACUGAGCCUGUUCAGGCUAAGGAGGAGGUGAUCGUUCAUUGUGGAUUCCGCCGCUUCCAGACCUCGCCACUUUAUUCCCAGCACAGCUCAGCAUCCAAGCACAAGCUGGUGCGGUUUCUACCAGCUGAUGGUCCCACCAUGGCUACCAUGUAUGGCCCCAUCACUUUCCCACCAGCUUCCGUGUUGCUGUUCAAGCAGAGGAGUGACGGAUCACAUGACCUCCUGGCCACGGGUUCUCUCCACAGCGUUGACCCCAGCAGGGUGACCCUCAAGCGGGUGGUGCUCAGUGGCCACCCUUUCAAGAUCCACAGGAAGAUGGCUGUUGUGCGCUACAUGUUCUUCAACAGAGAGGACGUGUCGUGGUUUAAGCCAGUAGCACUCCGGACCAAGUGGGGUCGGCGGGGGCACAUCAAAGAGCCUGUGGGUACCCACGGCCUGAUGAAAUGCCAGUUUGACGGGCAGCUGAAGUCCCAGGACACAGUGCUGAUGACCCUCUACAAGCGGGUCUUCCCCAAAUGGAUAUAUGAGCCCCAUGUUCCAGGACUGAGCAGGAUUGGGGAGAGCACCCUUUGUGAAAGGGAGGAAAUGGACUAGAAGGAGUCUGGCUUCAUUUGCACCUUUUAUCAGGAAGGGAAGCUUGAAAGAAGUGUUGUUGUCUGGCAGUCCUAAGGGGGGCUAGAGCCUUAUACCUUCUGCCCUUGGAAGAGCUGGGGGUGGGGGGGAGAAGUCCCUUUCUUUCCUUCACGUUCAGUGCUUCUGAGGGUCUGGGUCCCUCGUGCAGCUGCCUUAACACCUGUUCAAUGAAUAAAAAUUACUCAUGU
This is a messenger RNA of Gekko japonicus, 2677 nucleotides long. It is a transcript of the gene TSR1, whose product is annotated as TSR1, 20S rRNA accumulation, homolog (S. cerevisiae). The transcript is spliced from 15 exons. Gene Ontology annotation, biological process: maturation of SSU-rRNA from tricistronic rRNA transcript (SSU-rRNA, 5.8S rRNA, LSU-rRNA); ribosome biogenesis; endonucleolytic cleavage of tricistronic rRNA transcript (SSU-rRNA, 5.8S rRNA, LSU-rRNA). Gene Ontology annotation, cellular component: preribosome, small subunit precursor; nucleus. The record is from RefSeq and is a predicted model, not a curated record. Gene Ontology annotation, molecular function: GTP binding; GTPase activity; U3 snoRNA binding. NCBI's taxonomy places the organism in Eukaryota, Metazoa, Chordata, Lepidosauria, Squamata, Gekkonidae. Bases 21 to 2450 code for a protein of 809 amino acids.